AUGGAGACUACGUCCUCCAAGCAUCGGCGCAAUGCAUCCCUAAGAUCUACACGACCCCGAAGCAGUACGAAAGGUCCUCUCGAUAUGCCAAAUGAUAUGGAUUCUGAAGCCCCGACCCGUACCUCACAAGAUCAAACACCUACUGCUGCAGGCCAGCCGACUUCUUCUGCCAGGAGUUCAGUGCUGUCGACGUUCUCGUUGCCAGUUCAUAGGAACCUUUCCUUCUUGCUUCGUCCGGAUAUAUAUCAUCCUCUAGUACAGUUGGAUAUACCGCCCGCGCUUCGUUCAGAUUUCCCCAAACUACCUGAAAGUCCUUCUUUGCAACCACUCUUGCUGACGCUGGAUGAAUUACUAAAUGGCGGGCACUUUCUUCUGGCUGCGCACAUAUCAGCACUAAUAUUGACAUCGUCUGCUGUGUCUCCAAAUGAUCACGUAAACAUAUUCUCCCUUUUUUAUACUCGUCUUGCAUGUCUGGAACUCUCCGGAAAGACGUUGCUUGCAGCCCAGGAAGUAAAGGCAAUGGAAGAUCUAAGUUCUGCCUUCUACUAUGUCGACGGUGAUACCGAGAAUCGCUCUCACCACUUGGUGCCGUGGCCUCUCCGUGUACUGGCCGUAAGAUUACAGAGUAUCGGAUUUGGUGAUGCAAGGAGAGGGAUCACUGGCCUUUACGAGCUUGGGCUAGAAGCUAGGGGACAAAUUUCGCGCCCGGAAAUUGGGCAUGAAGAAAAGGAGAUGUGGCGGAGCCGGUUAAGCGACUUAGGAAUUCGAGUUGUCAACGCCCUCAUAGAGAUGGGCGAUUUGGACGCGGCACGACGGUCACUAAAUAAUAUGCAAGCAUCACAGAAUAAUGGCACAGGGAUAGCGAGGAUGGCGUUGCUAUACCUAAGGAUCGGAGAUCUAGAUGCAGCAAAGAUUCUAUUGGAAGCCUCGCCAAGGGUAGCUGGUGGCAUAUUGUACCCUCUACUGAGUAUGGCUGAAGGCCGGUUUACCGAUGCUGUCACUGAAUGGAGAGAUCUCUAUAACGGCCCUGGUGGGAAGGAUAAUGAGGUUUUGCUAAUGCAAAAUCUAGCGGUUUGCCUGCUCUAUGUAGGAAAGCUAAGUGAGUCCCGGGAAAUUCUUGAGACCCUCGUUGAAAGAAGUAAUUCCUUCCAGAGUCUCACGCUUAACCUAGCGACCAUUUAUGAGCUCUGCCUAGAGAACCCUCACCACCUUAAAGUCAACUUAACUCAAAGGGUUGCGGACCAAGAGCCAUCGAGACUUAUCAGUAGGGAGCGGCCAAGUUCAACAUUUAAGAUAACAAACUGA
Molecule: messenger RNA, 1305 nt
Organism: Ophidiomyces ophidiicola
Lineage: Eukaryota; Fungi; Ascomycota; Eurotiomycetes; Onygenales; Onygenaceae
Exons: 4
Coding region: 1-1305 (434 amino acids)
Cellular component (GO): Golgi apparatus; TRAPP complex
Molecular function (GO): protein binding
Source: RefSeq, a predicted model, not a curated record